Messenger RNA from Knipowitschia caucasica, 1851 nucleotides. The record is from the annotation of a GenBank genome assembly. Lineage: Eukaryota; Metazoa; Chordata; Actinopteri; Gobiiformes; Gobiidae.
AUGAAACAUUUGUGUUUGUCAUGGUUCAGAACCAGAGCUCAGCAGUUCAAAGGUCAGACCAGGUUUAGACCAGAGGGGUCAGACCAGAGGAGCCAGACCAGAGGAGCCAGACCAGAGGCGCCAGACCAGAGGAGCCAUACCAGAAGGGCCAGACCAGAGGAGCCAUACCAGAGGAGCCAGACCAGAGGAGCCAUACCAGAGGAGCCAUACCAGAGGAGCCAUACCAGAGGAGCCAGACCAGAGGAGCCAUACCAGAGGAGCCAUACCAGAGGAGCCAGACCAGAGGAGCCAUACCAGAGGAGCCAGACCAGAGGAGCCAUACCAGAGGAGCCAUACCAGAGGAGCCAGACCAGAGGAGCCAUACCAGAGGAGCCAUACCAGAGGAGCCAUACCAGAGGAGCCAGACCAGAGGAGCCAUACCAGAGGAGCCAUACCAGAGGAGCCAGACCAGAGGAGCCAUACCAGAGGAGCCAUACCAGAGGAGCCAGACCAGAGGAGCCAUACCAGAGGAGCCAUACCAGAGGAGCCAUACCAGAGGAGCCAGACCAGAGGAGCCAUACCAGAGGAGCCAUACCAGAGGAGCCAUACCAGAAGGGCCAGACCAGGGAGCCAUACCAGAGGAGCCAGACCAGAGGAGCCAUACCAGAGGAGCCAUACCAGAGGAGCCAUACCAGAGGAGCCAACAGAGGACCAAGAGAGCCAGAGAGCCAGAGGAGCCAGACCAGAGGAGCCAUACCAGAGGAGCCAUACCAGAGGAGCCAGACCAGAGGAGCCAGACCAGAGGAGCCAGACCAGAGGAGCCAGACCAGAGGAGCCAGACCAGAGGAGCCAGACCAGAGGAGCCAGACCAGAGGAGCCAGACCAGAGGAGCCAGACCAGAGGAGCCAUACCAGAGGAGCCAGACCAGAGGAGCCAGACCAGAGGAGCCAUACCAGAGGAGCCAUACCAGAGGAGCCAGACCAGAGGAGCCAGACCAGAGGAGCCAGACCAGAGGAGCCAGACCAGAGGAGCCAGACCAGAGGAGCCAGACCAGAGGAGCCAUACCAGAGGAGCCAGACCAGAGGAGCCAUACCAGAGGAGCCAUACCAGAGGAGCCAGACCAGAGGAGCCAUACCAGAGGAGCCAUACCAGAGGAGCCAUACCAGAGGAGCCAGACCAGAGGAGCCAGACCAGAGGAGCCAUACCAGAGGAGCCAGACCAGAGGAGCCAGACCAGAGGAGCCAUACCAGAGGAGCCAUACCAGAGGAGCCAUACCAGAGGAGCCAGACCAGAGGAGCCAUACCAGAGGAGCCAUACCAGAGGAGCCAGACCAGAGGAUCCAUACCAGAGGAGCCAUACCAGAGGAGCCAGACCAGAGGAGCCAGACCAGAGGAGCCAUACCAGAGGAGCCAUACCAGAGGAGCCAGACCAGAGGAGCCAGACCAGAGGAGCCAGACCAGAGGAGCCAGACCAGAGGAGCCAGACCAGAGGAGCCAUACCAGAGGAGCCAGACCAGAGGAGCCAUACCAGAGGAGCCAGACCAGAGGAGCCAGACCAGAGGAGCCAGACCAGAGGAGCCAGACCAGAGGAGCCAGACCAGAGGAGCCAGACCAGAGGAGCCAGACCAGAGGAGCCAGACCAGAGGAGCCAUACCAGAGGAGCCAGACCAGAGGAGCCAUACCAGAGGAGCCAUACCAGAGGAGCCAGACCAGAGGAGCCAUACCAGAGGAGCCAUACCAGAGGAGCCAUACCAGAGGAGCCAGACCAGAGGAGCCAGACCAGAGGAGCCAUACCAGAGGAGCCAUACCAGAGGAGCCAGACCAGAGGAGCCAGACCAGAGGAGCCAUACCAGAGGAGCCAUACCAGGGUUAG